Molecule: messenger RNA, 3555 nt
Organism: Dufourea novaeangliae
Lineage: Eukaryota; Metazoa; Arthropoda; Insecta; Hymenoptera; Halictidae
Exons: 4
Coding region: 154-3345 (1063 amino acids)
Source: RefSeq, a predicted model, not a curated record
AGUUAAGGCGUCAUCUUGCUGCAUGAUGGACCGAAGUCUAUAUUUUGUGGCAACCUGUUAAUACGUGAUAAAACAGUUGUUGGCGCAUUAUAAUUCUAAUUGUUACACUAGCUUGUACACGUUUCAUGAGUCUCGAAAACUAACUCCUAAAAGAUGAGCGAUUCUGGAGAUAAUGUUAAAUACAAGUGGACCCCUGAUAGCACGUCGUUGUUAGUGUCGAUUUGGUCAGAUAGACAAGUGCAAAAGCAACUUGAGUACACGUCGAAACCGCAGCUAAUAUGGGAAAGUGUCGCGCGAUAUAUGAAGAAGAAAGGAUACAAUGUUUCCGCGAAACAGUGUCGAUCUCGGAUGAAACAGGUUUUGGUGUGUUAUCGCGAAGCUAAAAGAGCUGGCACUCGGGCGGGCGUUGAGCAGUAUUACGAAUCUAUUGACAGAGUUCUUAAGAAUAAACGUCUAGAUGAAAAUAUUAAUGGUAUAGAUACUGUAGAUGCUGCAAUAAAUGUUAAGUCGCCUCCAAAAGACGUGAAAACAAAUAGAAAUUUACAAAUGAGACACAAGUUUCAGGAGCCUGUACAGUCACUUCAUCGUACAGAGGCAUUGUCUCCAACAUGGGGAUUAGGACGUGAGAAUGAAUAUCCUGACUCUCCAGAAUCGAAUGAGACUAUAAUAGCUAGGCCGUAUAGAGUCUUUUCUCCCACAAGGGAUGUAGCUAUUAAUACUGGUGAUCAAUUGAUACAAAUAGCUGGUAAAUCAACGCAGUGUAAUGGAAUUGGAAUGGAAGAACCGUUGCUUGCGAGUUACAAACAAAAUUUAAAUUAUCCUUAUGGAGAAGUACCUUUUCAAAAUACCGUGCAAAAUGUGCAGAACCACAUAAUUCAAGAAAAUAUGCAACAGAAUUGUAUGAGUAAUCAACAGCAUAUGUUGGUGAACAAUUUAGGUUUCCAACCAAAUAUGCAUAAUCUGAAUCAGAAUUUUGCAAUGCAAUCUGUGAAUGUCCCAGUAAAAAUUAGUCCUUUGACAGGACAGAAUCCUAGUUUGGAGCAGCUAAUGCAGCAACAAAAUCACUUGCAACAAAUGACGCAAGUGAAUAAUCGUGCGAUGCCGCAAGAACCACGAAAGGUUAUGUUUGGACAGAAUUUAGCUGCUACGUAUAAACAGCAAUAUGGCAAUAUAUUGACUCAUAUGCCUGCUGUGGUGGACACGAAGGAAGGUGGUUGUCUGUCUCCAAAUUAUUCACCAGAUGUAUCUCAAAACUUAAACGAAGCUUUUUGCCAGGCAAAAAACAGCGACAAAACACAUAACUUGGGCGAAACUUACAAUCAAGGUACACAAGUAGAGAAUCCAUUACUAAAUCAAAAUGUUUCUGUGAUAACAAAUAACGCAACCUGCAACGACGAUACCCUGCUAUUAGAAUUUUUAAUGGAUUCCUUAAGUCAAUCAGAAAAUGACAAUAGAUCGAAGGACACUGCUGUUAAUACAGAUAAUAUUCCAAAUGUGCCAAUACGAAAGAAGAAAGCGCAAAAACUAGAACAACUUGUCUUAAGUGCCAUCAGUUCUCAAAAUGAUGUUGUCAAUAAGAUCCUUGCUGCACAAAAUGAUAUGUUAACAAAAUUCUUGGACUUAGAUAGAGAUCGUCAAAACAGACUUGAAAGUCGAUUAGAUGAUUUAGUGAAGGUGGUACACACCACUGUGCUCACAAAACAAUCAUCGGACGCAGACAUUGAAAUACCUCCAUCACCAGAACCCAUCAUAACUUCUCUGGUGCCUCCACCAAGGCCUGGAGCUCCGCCUCCUAAACUGGAUCUAGUUCCUCCAAAACCAUGUCGUGUUCCUUGUACAGUGCCAAAUUCUAACAUCGAAUUAAUCAAUCAGAAUACUGUGACAACAAGGCCAGGUGUUGUGUCGCCUAUAACUAGUCCAGUCAAAAAGCCUGGCACGAUAUGGUCGAAACUUGGACCAGUAUCGCAAUCCCCUUUCGUUAAGGCUCAGCAACGGUUGGGCUUCCAAGUUGCCUCGACCACAGACACUCGUACCCAAUCGUCUGCAGAGAGGCGUAUAGCCAGGGAAGUGGAUAAAAUCCACAUGGAUACAGAAACAUUGAAGUUCGAAACUAAACGGUUCUUGGACAUGGAAAAGCAGUUGGAAGAGAUGAUGGAAAAUGCUCGUCUCGAAGCAAGCAUAAGUCAGACCCUGCACGCUCGCAGAAGAUUAUUUACACAGAGGGAACCUACUGCCGCGAUGAUACUGACGACAGCAUUUUUGGAAAACGAGUGUCGCGCCGCGGAACAAGCUAUGAGCUACUCCGAUGUCGUCGACGUGAACAAAGGAAAUUUAAGGAAUAUCGACGACGAUUUAUUGACUGGCCAAGGAGAAGGCUACGAACAUUUACGUCACUUGAACAUCCAGCCUGCGUGUGUACCUGGCGAACCCUGUGACACCUCUACACCAGCGAAAUUCGGGACCGUUUCUGGUAAUAACGAGAGGACAUCUGUUGCAGCGCCAAAGCAAACGAUUCAACAAUUGGCUCAGCUUGUAAUGAAUACAGGCAGAUGGAAGGAUUUUAAAGUACAACAUGAACAACAGAAUCGUGUGCAACAUAUUCCAGCGAAUGUACAGGGACAACAGAAUCUGGGUCCAAGUGGCUACAGCGAGACAGUUACCACCGUACAACAGAAUGUGUGCCCAACUGGUUACAGCGAGACAGUUCCCACUGUACAACCCACUGCGCCAUCAAGAGAAAGUCAAAUGAACGUUGGCAAAAGUUACGUUAGAGAGUGGAUGCUAAAUAAAUGUGGAGAUCCAGUGGCUGAACCUAAACCAGUUUACGGACCAUCUUAUAAUACCAUAAAUAAGAAACCUAACCUACCUAUUGGUUUCACGAGAACAAUGUUGGACACAGAACAUCCUAGAAGGAGAGAGACCAACGGUGGGGUACGUAAAUCUAUCGGUUUAAACGGUAACGCGAUGCCGGAUCGUAAACAACAGACUGUACGUUUCAUGGACGAGGCGUUGGCCGAGCUGCAACGCAUGUAUAUCGAAAGAAUGUCCAAAGAUCAACAAGAGAAGAAUGACAGUUUACCGUAUGUAGUUGGUAAUGGUAACAACAUUUCUACCCAAAACCGACAAAUGAUUGAGACGUAUAUGAAUGAUAUAAUGCCGAAAAGACAACUGAGGGAUGGCAAAGACAGAAAUACUGAUUCUGAUAAUGAUGAUGAAUUUUUGGACACUACCACUACUAUGCCUAUGAUAGAGCCACGUCGAGGAUCUCUUACGUCCACUGGUACCGGUUCAACGGAAACUGCGCAUUCCAUAAAAUUGGCGAAGGAUAAUUGCGUGAUCAGUUAAUAAUAUUCGCAUGGAAAGUGAAGUAAUUCAGAAAUAAGUAUUUUUUAUGAAUAUACAAGCCAUAUGAUACACGCUAUUAUAUUAGAUUUUAGAGGGAAAAACCUUUUAUUCUUUAUUUUAAUACAUUUGAUAUCGAUGACCCAGCAUAUGAGUCCUGUAAUAUCUCACUCGUUUUGCUGAUAUGGGUCACUUAUAGCACGAUACGUAAAC